Molecule: messenger RNA, 3391 nt
Organism: Ornithorhynchus anatinus (platypus)
Lineage: Eukaryota; Metazoa; Chordata; Mammalia; Monotremata; Ornithorhynchidae
Gene: CD46
Product: CD46 molecule
Exons: 12
Coding region: 126-1583 (485 amino acids)
Biological process (GO): negative regulation of complement activation, classical pathway
Source: RefSeq, a predicted model, not a curated record
UCCGGCCAGUCCUGGGCCGCCGCCCAUGUUGGGCCGCUCGGGGUUUUGAGGCGGCGGUGGCGCCCGUAGCCCGUCGGUGGAGUCUCCCCGCCGCCGAGCUCCCGCACCCCUCGGAUCCCGGGAAGAUGGGGGCGUCCCCGACCUCCCGCCGCCGUCCUGCCCGGGGCCUGGGGCCGCCGCCGCCGCCGCUGCUGCUACUACUACUACUACCACUCCUGGGGCCGCCCGCCGUGCACGGUGAUUGUGGUGUCCCCACAAGGUUAACAUCUGCCCAACUCAAGGAACAGUUCAGAGGUCAACAGACAUUUUCUCAUGGAGCUCAGGUGUCUUAUGAAUGCCGUCCAGGCUAUUACAACCCUUUAAGAAAACCAUUUAAUAUUACUUGUUUAGAGGAUAAUGAGUGGUCCUCCAUCUCUGACUUUUGUGAAAGGAGAUCGUGUACAAACCCCGGAACACCAUCUCAUGGCAGGGUUGACAUACCAGUGGACGUCAAAUUUGGUUCUGAAAUUUAUUAUACUUGUGAAGAAGGCUAUAAAUUAAUAGGCUCUCCUAUCAGCACUUGUGAACUCUCUGAGGGAAAGGUUGGUUGGAGCGAAGCUGUACCAGAUUGUGAAACAAUUUAUUGUCUUCCACCUCCGAACAUCGCCCACGGGAUGAGCAGUGCUGGGGACCAGGCUUCUUAUGCCUAUGGUUCUGCAGUAACUUAUAAAUGUGAACCCUCGCCAAGAGGUUCUGAUAAGUACUCGCUGAUUGGAAAUUCCACCAUUUCCUGUACGCUAAACAGCCAGAAUGAGGGAGCUUGGAGCAGUGAACCCCCUCGAUGUGAAGUGGUCACAUGCACAGAACCUACGAUCGCCAAUGGAAAAAUAAUAUCAUCUUAUAUAUCGCAAUAUAAUUAUGGAGACCAGGUGAUAUUCGAAUGCAAUAGUGGCUAUGUGUUGCGAGGCCAAAGUAUCGUUGUCUGUGAAGUUGGAGAUAAAUGGAGCCCUGGCAUUCCAGUUUGUGAGGAAGAAUACGAUCUUACUAACCUGAAAAUCCCAAAUGGAAAAGUCUUAAACUCAUCAAGAACGGUUAAGAAAGGAGAUAUUGUUAUGGUUGAAUGUGAUUCUAACUACUCAUUGGAGGGUAGCAGGCAGAUUAAAUACAUCGGUCAAGGAAAUUGGGAACCUAAGAUACCAACCUGUACAUUGAAGCUUGAACCUUCCAAACCUCCUGCUUCUCUACCUCCAGAUGUAAUUGAUAAGAUUAAAAAGCCGGAAGUUGCUCAUGGACAGGUUUUUCAUCUAUUCCCUGUCGUUAAAAAAGGAGAGAAUAUCACUAUUGAAUGUAACGCGGGCUACACCUUGAAAGGCAGCAGUCAAAUUCAGUAUCUUGGUGGUGGUAAAUGGAAUCCCGAUAUUCCGACUUGCAAUUUCAGUGUGGUCAUUAUCAUUAUUCUUGCAGGUAUCUUCUUAUUUUCUGCGUUUGGGCUUGUUUUUUUCUUAUACCAGUUCUACAAUAAAAGGAAAGGCACAUACAUAACUGAUGAAUGCCUCAAAGAAAAAACAGGUUUAAAUUAUUUUGUACCCAAUGAAGACGCUUGAUGAAAGAAAGGUUUACUUGUUUCAUUAAAAGGAAAAAUGCCUCAGCUUCAGUGAGAGCAGAGUAUUCCACUUGCCACGGGUAAACCAUCCAUCAUAUCUGGAAGACUUUGGAAAAUUUUCUAAAGGCAGGAAAUUCCUAUUUAUCCCACAUUUCCCAGCUGGAAUACUCUGGUUUCCCAAAUUCCAUUUCCUUUAAGUGACAUCCCUCUGCCAUUUCUUUCACACUCAUGAAUACAACUUUGUAGGAAAACUGGAUAUUUAAUGAUCUACUAUUUACUGAGCACUCACUGUGUGCAGAGCACUGAAUUAAGCACCUAGUAAGGUCUGGAGUGUCUCUGAAUGAACCCUUCAGCUGCCUUUCUUGCCACUUCUGCUGUUGUCGGGAAAUUUGCCUCCCUGAAAGCCUAUUGUUUUUGGUUGAACCUUAAGUGAAGAAAUGUGCAUCGUAAAAAAUUAUUUCUCAUCAGGUUGUCUGUACUCACCUACUGCUGAGUCUCUCAUUCCUUAUGUGUGUUAUUUCUAAAAGUAAGUUGCUUUCAAAGGCAGUAAUUGCUCUAUCUGAAUGUGUGCAACCGUUUCUGGAGAAAAAUCAGUUUUACAUUCUGCAGUUUUUUAGAGGGUAUAUCAGCUAUCAGCCUCUGAUUCUUCUCCACAACUGAAUUUGUCUCUUAUGUGGUUAAAGCUUGGCACAAAUGUCUUUUCAGGGACUAUUAGCAGAGGUAGGGUUGGGAGGAGAGGCGCUGGGAUCAGGGAUCUGGGGAGAAAUAAUGUGUUCUUCAAAACCAAGGCCAGUAAAGAUUGGCAGCUUUGGCACUCAAGUAUUCACCUGACCCAAGAGUCUAAGGUGGUGUUUCCAGGUCAGCAUCACCCCUCCAGGCCUGGACUACAUAGCCUCCCUUGCCUCUGCAGUCAUCUUUCACACUUUGCUGCUUUUCCUCUUCAGAUUGGCUCAGUAUUGCCAGCGCCCGUUCUGGGGUUUAACGUUUUGGGAUAGUUGAAGGGGAGAUGGUGAGGAAGCAGAUCCCCAAAUUUAAAGAGAAGACGAGAAGCUAAGAAGUGGGUGGAUGGAUGUCUGAGGUGGCCAUUUCAUAUUUUCAGUGGUUGGAAAAUUGAAGCAGUCCCGAGGGACCCACAAGAAUUACGUUGUUAAUUCCAUUUAGAGGUCGUCAACUAGCAACCAAAAUGCCAGCGAAAGAUGCAAAAUGAUCACAUAUGGCCUUACAGCAGAUUUCAGUAUGCUGAACCCUAUUUCUGGGGGUUGGAGGGCUAUGGAAAAAAGAGCAAAAAGCUGUAGACUGGGUUUCUUGCCAGCACUUACGAAUACUUUUAGCUAAAGCUAGAUAAGCUAUUUUUCUAAGCCAAAGAAACCCUGCUCGAUGGAAACUUAUUUUGACACAGACACUUCCUUUUCAACCUGGUUGCAUGUAAUUUUUUUUAUUUUCAAAAGCACUUCUGUAAAGAGAAUAUGUAUAUUUUUGUUUAGGAUGUGUGUAUGUCAUAUUUUGUUCAUUUGUUCUUCAGAGAUUGCUUUUACAAUCUUACAUUUUGUUUGUAUCAAAGAGCACUUAAUACUGUAACCAGUUCUGUAAAUAUUACUGUGACGGCUCACUGCUUAUCCAUUGCAAUGCAUAAGUUGAGUUUUGAGUAGUUUUAACUUAUACGUAGUAAAACAGAAACCUGCAAAGAGACCUGCAAUCGUUCUUAUUCACUUCUGCAAGCCUAAGAUGUUUAGGGGGAAAGCUACAAGUAUAAAGUUUUCAAGGUGGAUGGACCUUGCAAUCUUUAAUAAAGUAAAAUGUUGAGUUUCA